AUGUCUAGCCCCCCGCUCAAACGCAACUCUGACCACCUCUCGGCCCCAGCAGUCGAGUCCAAGAAGCCCAAGGGUGGAAGCAUCACGUCUUUUUUUGGAACACCGAAGCCUAAGGCUCAGGGGACGCAAUCGACCAGCUCUCCUCGUAACAGCAGUUUCAACAAGGAUAAAUGGGUGGCGUCCUUGACUCCCGAGCAGAAGGAGCUGCUGCAGCUGGAAAUUGACACCCUGCACGAGAGCUGGCUGGCUCAUCUCAAGGAUGAAGUCGUUACUCCUGAAUUCCUGUCGCUCAAGCGUUUUCUCAAGAAAGAAAGAGAGUCCACGGUCAAAAUCUUCCCCCCGGAAGAGGAUGUCUAUUCUUGGUCCCGACAUACCCCGUUGCACAAGGUGAAAGUGGUCAUUAUUGGCCAGGAUCCAUACCACAACGUCAACCAAGCCCAUGGCUUGGCCUUUUCUGUCCGUCCUCCCACCCGAGCUCCAGCCUCCCUGGUCAAUAUCUACAAAGCCAUGAAGAAGAACUACCCGGAUUUUGAAACCCCACCCAACAACGGAGGACUUCUCACUCCUUGGGCCGAACGGGGCGUCCUCAUGCUCAACACAUGCUUGACUGUUCGAGCGCAUCAGGCUCACAGUCAUUCCAACAAAGGAUGGGAACAAUUUACCCAGAAGGUUUUCGAUCUGGUUGCUCGAGUGCGGACUCGUGGAGUGGUCUUCCUCGCGUGGGGGAAACCGGCUGGAUUGCGCGUGACUAAAAUCGACCGAAAGAGGCAUUGUGUUUUACAAUCAGCACAUCCCAGUCCUUUUAGUGCCAACCUAGGCUUUUUCGACAAUGGCCACUUCAAAAAAUGCAACGAUUGGCUUGCUUCGAGAUACGGGCCCGACGAGAUCAUUGACUGGAGCUUGGUGCCUACCAAGAAGGCCAUCUCAUCGCCCUCAGGCAAAGAAAAUGAACCAACGCCGACCAAACAGCUGCCCGAGGAUCAAUCCCCGGCGGGUGGGGACGCCCAAGCUAAACCUGCUCCAACGGAUGAGUUCGAUGACGCAGAUGCUCUUGAAGCUCUGAUUGCCGCAGAGACUGAGGGAAAACCCACAAGCCCUGUUUGA
Messenger RNA from Penicillium alfredii, 1104 nucleotides. RefSeq names its product uracil-DNA glycosylase. The record is from RefSeq and is a predicted model, not a curated record. Gene Ontology annotation, cellular component: mitochondrion; nucleus. NCBI's taxonomy places the organism in Eukaryota, Fungi, Ascomycota, Eurotiomycetes, Eurotiales, Aspergillaceae. Gene Ontology annotation, molecular function: uracil DNA N-glycosylase activity. Gene Ontology annotation, biological process: base-excision repair; base-excision repair, AP site formation via deaminated base removal. The transcript has 3 exons. The coding region runs from base 1 to 1104 and encodes 367 amino acids.